AUGCUGGUUAUUUUGCUGAACUGUGUGACGCUUGGUAUGUAUCAUCCCUGCAUCGAUGGCCAUUGUGGAACUGACCGCUGCAAGAUUCUGCAGCGCUUUGAUGACUUCAUCUUUGCAUUCUUCGCAGUGGAAAUGAUCAUCAAAAUGAUAGCACUGGGCAUUUUUGGCAAGAUGUGCUACCUGGGUGAUACCUGGAAUCGCCUGGACUUCUUCAUUGUGAUUGCAGGAAUGUUGGAAUACUCACUGAACCUACAAAAUGUCAGCUUUUCUGCAGUACGUACUGUCAGAGUCCUGAGGCCUCUGCGAGCUAUAAAUCGGGUUCCUAGCAUGAGAAUUCUUGUGACAUUGCUGUUGGAUACCCUUCCCAUGUUGGGCAAUGUACUUCUGCUUUGCUUCUUUGUCUUCUUCAUAUUUGGAAUCGUUGGUGUCCAGCUUUGGGCAGGACUUCUGCGAAACCGUUGUUACCUACCAGAGAACCUUACACUGGUUCCUGCUAGGGAACGUUAUUAUCAGACAGAAAAUGAAGAUGAAAAUCCUUUUAUCUGCUCGUUGGCCAAGGACAAUGGUAUGCGUUACUGUCGUUCAGUUCCAGCUUUAAGACAAGAUGGCCUGGUAUGUGACCAGAGUUAUGAGUCCUACAACCAAACUGACAAUACAACAUGUGUGAACUGGAACAAAUAUUAUACUGAAUGUAUUCCUGGAGAUCACAAUCCAUUUAAAAAUGCUAUUAAUUUUGAUAACAUUGGAUAUGCCUGGAUUGCCAUAUUUCAGGGUCCCAUUGCAGAAAAGAUCCCUGGUGAAAAUAUGCUGUUUAGUCCCACAGAAGCAGAAUCAAAUAAAACUAAAAAAUGAGGUGGCAUCCAAGUAAUAAA
Protopterus annectens (West African lungfish) is the source of this 872-nucleotide messenger RNA. Its product is annotated as voltage-dependent T-type calcium channel subunit alpha-1G-like. Gene Ontology annotation, biological process: positive regulation of calcium ion-dependent exocytosis; neuronal action potential; membrane depolarization during action potential. The coding region runs from base 1 to 852 and encodes 283 amino acids. Gene Ontology annotation, cellular component: voltage-gated sodium channel complex; plasma membrane; neuron projection. The transcript is spliced from 6 exons. Lineage: Eukaryota; Metazoa; Chordata; Ceratodontiformes; Protopteridae. Gene Ontology annotation, molecular function: low voltage-gated calcium channel activity; voltage-gated sodium channel activity. The record is from RefSeq and is a predicted model, not a curated record.